UCUCUCUCUCUCAAAUUCUUCUCACUCCCACACUUUUUCCUUCUUUUCACUCUUUCCUCAACUCUCGCCAUCAUUCCCGGUCACAAACACCCAGAACCUCCUCCUCUCUCUCUCUUAGGUACUCUCUCUCUCUCUCUCUCAUUGUUCUUCAUCAUAUGUUUCUUGAUUUGUGUUUGAUUUCAUCAUUAAAUGUUGGUUUUGAUUCUGCAAAAAAAGAAGGUUGUUCAAUUCUGUUUCUUGAAUCAUGAUAAGGGUUUGUGACAAUUUCUGAUUUCCACGCCCAUUUCAGUGGAGAAUUCCAAUGUUCAAGUUGUUUAUCAAGAAUUGAUUUUCUUGGUUUUAGAAGGCAUUUAAUUCUGAUGAUUAGAUCCUGGUACUCCCAACUUCCAGUUGAUUUCUUUCUUGUUUCCAUGUAUUUGUUUUUCUGUAUUUUUCACGUGGUGUUCACUUACAUAAUUUGCAUUAUUUGGCUCGGAUUCAGUAUUUAUGGGAAGAUAAAAUAUAAUAUUUCCACAAUAGUAAAUUACCUUUUUCUUUUUCAGGAAAACAAGAACCUGAACUCAGCUAAGGCUCACAAGACUAAUCUUUCAUUCUCGAGUUAAAAGAUUUUAUUUUCUCAAUUUUUAUUUCAAGUUCAAGAGGAGAGAAUAGUAUUCAGAAUUUGGUGUGGGGUUUUAUUUCUAAAAAAAUUCGUUAAAUCAUAUAUACAAUCUUUCUGAAGCCUCUGAAAAUCAGAAUAUCCAUUCUUAAAGUAUGAAACCUUCUUUUAUCUUCUGUACCCAAUAAUAGAAAACUUCUUGAACUUUCCUUUGGUUAACAUGCAAAUUGGGUAAACAGUUUCUAUUCGACAAUCACGGUUUUCGUUGAGCAGUUCAUGGUUUUCCCAAUUUGAAUAAAGGGAAAGUUAAUUGCUUUCUUUGUUUAUUUGGAGCUAACAUGAUGUAACUUACAGUAUUUGGCUGAUCUGAUAUCAAAUGGUAUAUCCUUUUAUAUAAACUGAAUCUUCAUAUGGUGCUUUGUUUGGUUGCAGACUCAAUGUAGGAGAGGAAAUAGGAAUAUCUUAAAUAGGAUAUCACUUACUUUUCUAGAAUUUUCAUACUUCCAUGCAAAAACAUUCAAUUUCGUCAUUAUCUGCUAAUGUCUGAAAGGAUAAAAAAGGAUUUUGAAUUUUGUGUAGUUUUAUUUCCCCUGUUUCCUUCAAGACAUACAUUAUCUCUGAAGUCCCCAAAAACCAAAAGUCUGGUCAUAGUUGUUUAUCGCUUUUUAGUACUGAAAAUCUAAAGUUCUGUUCGUAGUUGUUGUCACUUUUAAGUAUGAAACUGCCUUUAUCAUGUGUAUCCAAGAAUUGAAUCAUUCCUAAUUUGAGUGGAUGUAUUAUUUUUCAUGAACUUUCCUUUGUUUUAAUAGUAUAUAUUAGGGAAAAUCAUUGAAUGGUUUUAUCACAUUUAAUUGACUCACUACCCCUUUGUUGAUCAGUAUAUUAAGGGCAGUUCUUGAUUUUGUUUCUAAGAGAGAAAAGAGGUGUAAGAGACAAUGCAGAAAAAGCAAUUGGAUUUGGAUCAGCCAUUGCUCUCGGUGAGGCGAUUUUCAUCAAAAUUGGCUUCUUCAAAAGAAGUGAACAAGAAAAAAAUUGAGAAGUCACUUCCAAAUAGACAGAAGUCUCUUCCUGUAUGCAAAUCAGACUGGGAUCUAGAACAGGUGACGAAACCAGCUGCGGUUCCUUUUACAUGGGAGCAAAUUCCUGGUAAAGCCAAAGGCGAAAACCAAUUUCCAUUGGAGCCUUCAAGUACACCAAGGCUCCCCCCUGGAAGGGCUUGUGAUACCCUAAACCCAUACAAAGAUAGCAGUGCGUCUAAUCCUCAAAUUCAUUCUUCCCCUCUGAAUAACGACAUAUCCACUUUAUGGGACAGCUUGAGAAAAAGAGAGAAUGCUGAAGGGGACGCAUGUGAUUCAGAAAGCGAAGGUGAUGAUUAUUCGGACGCACUUGACACUCUAUCUCCAACAGACACAGUGUCGAUGAAGUGUAGUGUGGGUGGUCUAAGUGAAUUUGGUGGCUCAGAUGCGAAACCGUGCGGAAACUUUUCUGCUGAUACACAAACAAAAGAUUUGAUGAUGAAACGGUUUUUACCCGCCGCAAAGGCUAUGGUUUUGGAUACACCUCAGUAUGUUCCAAAGAAGCAAUCUAUGACACCGGACCGACCUAGACCAGUUAAAAAGGCAGUCAGUGGUGAAAUGAAGCCACUUCAUGAACAAAAGUAUCCCGUGAUUGUACCACAUUACGUAAAACAUAAAGAGGAGCAAGGAAGUGAAGAGGAAGACGAUGAACCUGUUAAUACUGGCAAAAAAACAGUUAAGGCUUUUGGAUUGUUUUCUCGUUUCUGCUUGAAGAAUACUUUGUGCCUGCUGAAUCCAGUGCCGGGAAUGAAAGUUAGGACCAGGGUUCCCAGUUCUUCUGCAAAAGAAGUCCGGCUCCCACCUUCUCCUUCUGCUAAAGAAGUAAACAGAAUGGCCAGAACUUCACAUAGUGGACCCCUACCUCAAAUGGCUGAAAAGAAAUCUUCUGGUGCUGUUUAUAAGCACAAGUUGGAUCCUCGAUCCCACUCACAGGAGCUACAUAAGGUCAAGUAUAAGCCAAGUGCUGAAACCAAACGAUUGAGUUAUUCAGGUGAUUUGCAUAUGAUAAAGGGGGCGUCUCCCUCCAGCCGUUUCCUACGGGGUGGUAUAUCUCCAUACCGAAAUAAAGCACCCACAUCACCAUUUCGUGAAGGAGUGGGGUUUCUUGGUGUAGCCAAUGGUAAUGAGAGUUUUAAGGCUAUUAAGGAUAUAUCAAGCCAUCAAAGAUAUAAGCAAGUAUCUGGCUCAAUGGCUCCUGCAGUUGAGAAAACAUUGUACGUUGAUUCUGUAAAUACUGUCAAACAACCACUUUCUGACUCAAUUUCUUCACGAAUGGAGAGUCUGGCUUUUGGCAAAGAUAUUUCUACUUCUGAAUCUUUUGUCCGAGAAAUGAAACACCUGGAUUUUUUGGAAAGAGGGAGCAUAUCUAUGGCUUUAGUUCCAGUUGAUAGUGAGAAAUCCUCUUCUGCUCGAAUACCAAAUGUCAGAAACCGAGAGGACAGAAAGGAGGGGUUGAGACUUGAUCAAGGUCGAGACCACGAAACAGGGUCCAUAGAUUGCCCGACAUUGGAAACUACUGGAAUAGUUGAUGCCAAGAAGGAAUGUAACUUGAAAGAAGACAAUCCAGGAAACCCUAUUGUGGGUUCUAUGCUGUCUCCGCUUCCCCCUCCUUUACCAAAGUCACCUUCUGAAUCGUGGCUGUGGAAAACCCUGCCUUCUAUUGCCUUGUGGCAUCAGAAAAAGCAGCGUUCCAAAGAAUCCGACAUGGGUACAAAGUGGGAGACGAUUGUGAAAACUUCUAAUGUGCGUCAUGAUCAUGCGCGCUAUUCAGAGGAACUAGUUCCUCACGUUUCUCAGCAUUCCAAGCGUUGAAAGUGGAGAGACCUCUUGUGAUUGUCACAUUCAUCAAAUUCCAUUGGAAAAUUUUCUUUUCAGUAGUUUAAAAUUUCACAUUGCUGUGGCAGCGGUCUAAGGGCUCUUACAUGUUAUUGCAUGAUGGAAUUUGGUGUGCUAAGUUCUGUGAGUUCAAACUCUUCUUUUACGUGAGAAUAGGACCGAGAUUUAGUCGCAUUGAGCAACUUUUGUUAGUCACCGAGUAUAGUGGUGUAACCAAAAUUCAUUGACUGGUCGAUACAGCUUUCCAGUUUUUUCAUGUGCAAGGCACUGAAUCAUCUUCUUUUGUAUCCUAAAGUAAUACUAGUAAGUAGCCAUAGGCCCAUAGCAGCAUUGCUUUGUUUGAAUCUGAGAGCAGGGAUUUAAGCAAAUAAUGAUAAAGGCUGUGCGACUCUU
Messenger RNA from Rhododendron vialii, 3903 nucleotides. RefSeq lists its product as uncharacterized. NCBI's taxonomy places the organism in Eukaryota, Viridiplantae, Streptophyta, Magnoliopsida, Ericales, Ericaceae. The record is from RefSeq and is a predicted model, not a curated record. The transcript is spliced from 3 exons. The coding region runs from base 1534 to 3486 and encodes 650 amino acids.